Molecule: messenger RNA, 678 nt
Organism: Truncatella angustata
Lineage: Eukaryota; Fungi; Ascomycota; Sordariomycetes; Amphisphaeriales; Sporocadaceae
Exons: 4
Coding region: 1-678 (225 amino acids)
Source: RefSeq, a predicted model, not a curated record
AUGAGAGUCUUUAUCCAGAGUCUCGUUGCACUCAGCCUUGCUAGCACUAUCAGUGCUCAGCUUGAGGUGGUCAAUGUAUGCCCAGGCCCCAAGAACCAACAGCUUUGCUGCAGCAAUUGUUUCGGCGGCACCUGUAUCUUUAACCAAGUCUGUGGUCCCACUGAGGUGACAUGGUGUUGCAAUGUGGCAAACAUCUUCAAACCAAUUUGCACUGUAUUUAAACGACCUCCAACAAAGAAGAGCAUGAGAAUUAGACAAGCUGCGACCUGCGAUCCAGCUGAUCCAGCCGGCUACACGCAGACAAUCUGUUGUAACACCGGCACAGGCACAUGUGAUGCCGCUCCCACAUGUGCAGCAGCCGAUGAUACCUAUUGCUGCAAUAUUGCCGAUCCAGCAAAUCCGUUGUGUGUCCUGAUUUCGGGAAGUGGUGGCACAACGACGACAGCCAGUAACUCCGCUGAGGCGUCUUCAGUGACUGGUUCAGAUUCGGGGUCUGCUAGUGCGACUGAAUCUGCCUCUACAACUGACACUGGAUCCGCCUCUGCGACUGACACUGGAUCCGCCUCUGCGACUGGCACUGAAUCUGCGUCUGCGAGUGUUACUGACACUGCGACUGCAACCAGUAACUCUGCCACCGACACUGGUACGCUGACUACUUCAGCUGCAGCAACGACCUAG